AUGGAGGAUACCGCUCCUAGUGAUCCCCGUCGCGAUGAGUCUCCGCCUGCGCACGAUGACUCCAGCGACAAGAAGAAGGGAAAGCGCAAGGCCAAGGGCGAAGAGCCAACGAAAACGCCCGCUGGAGCGAAAUUGACAGACAGCAUGGCGGAGACUCUAUUGGAAAUGAAUCCUGCGCUAAAGAACGAGCUGGCAGGCUUGGACAAAGCGAAAGCUGCGGAAAUGCUGCGAAAGAUGGAUAUAUCGGAAUUGCUCACGGGCCUCUCAUUGAAUCAAAAGAAUCAAAAGGAUAUGGCUUCAUUCAAGUUCUGGCAGACGCAGCCUGUGCCUCGCUUUGACGAGAAGAGCUCCGCCGCAGAUGGACCGAUUAAGGAAGUCAACGUGGAGGAUGUACCGAAGAACCCAGACCCGCUAGUCGAAGGGUUUGAAUGGGUCACAUUGGAUCUCAACAACGAAAAGGAGCUGAAAGAGUUUUAUGAGCUGCUAUCAGACCAUUAUGUCGAAGAUGGAAGCGCAAUGUUCCGUUUCAAUUACUCGCCGGAUUUCUUGAAUUGGGCCCUAAAAGCACCUGGAUGGAAAAAGGAAUGGCAUGUCGGUGUUCGAGCUUCCAAAUCUGGCAAGCUGGUUGCCACUAUUUGCGGUGUACCUGCGGAGAUCGUCGUGCGCGGGCAACCGAUCAAGGUCACGGAAAUCAACUUCUUAUGCAUACACAAGAAAUUGCGCUCGAAACGGUUAACACCCAUUUUAAUCAAGGAAAUCACUCGGCGAUGUAACCUCGACGGCAUAUUCCAAGCUAUUUAUACUGCUGGGAUUAUUCUGCCAACGCCAGUUGGUUCCUGUCGGUACUAUCACCGUGCGCUUGACUGGCUGAAACUGUUUGAGGUCGGUUUCUCCGCUCUUCCUGCAGGGUCGACAAAAGCCAGACAGAUUACAAGGAAUCACCUUCCAAGUAAAACAGCCACGCCGGGUCUACGACCAAUGCAGAGCAAAGAUAUCGAUGCCGUCCAUGAUCUCCUUAACCGAUAUAUGAAACGCUUUGACCUUGCACAAUCAUUCAGCCGACGGGAAAUCGAGCAUCUAUUCAUCCACAAAGAGAAACCUGGGACAGAGCAGGUCGUCUUUGCUUAUGUGGUCGAAGAGGACGAAACGCAUAAAAUCACCGACUUUGUUUCUUUUUAUUCCCUUGAGUCUACAGUUAUUCACAGCGAGAAACAUAACUCGAUCAGAGCUGCAUAUAUGUACUAUUACGCUACAGAGACGGCUUUUGCGGAAAAGGAAAGGGGCUUACGAGAAAGACUGACAGGGCUCGUCAACGAUGCCUUGAUUCUUGCAAAGAAGGAACAUUUUGACGUAUUCAACGCCCUGACCUUGCACGAUAACCCGUUAUUCCUUGAACAGCUCAAGUUCGGUCCGGGAGACGGUCAACUUCACUAUUACCUCUUCAACUAUCGCACGGCCACUGUUGCUGGUGGUGUGAACGAAAAGAACUUUCCCGACGAGAAAAAGAGAGGAGGCGUGGGAAUUGUCCUCGUCUGA
This is a messenger RNA of Uncinocarpus reesii 1704, 1536 nucleotides long. RefSeq names its product glycylpeptide N-tetradecanoyltransferase. The record is from RefSeq and is a predicted model, not a curated record. NCBI's taxonomy places the organism in Eukaryota, Fungi, Ascomycota, Eurotiomycetes, Onygenales, Onygenaceae. Gene Ontology annotation, biological process: N-terminal peptidyl-glycine N-myristoylation. Bases 1 to 1536 code for a protein of 511 amino acids. The transcript has 3 exons. Gene Ontology annotation, molecular function: glycylpeptide N-tetradecanoyltransferase activity. Gene Ontology annotation, cellular component: cytoplasm.